Molecule: messenger RNA, 1842 nt
Organism: Sinocyclocheilus rhinocerous
Lineage: Eukaryota; Metazoa; Chordata; Actinopteri; Cypriniformes; Cyprinidae
Product: taste receptor type 1 member 2-like
Exons: 6
Coding region: 1-1842 (613 amino acids)
Biological process (GO): G protein-coupled receptor signaling pathway
Cellular component (GO): plasma membrane
Molecular function (GO): G protein-coupled receptor activity
Source: RefSeq, a predicted model, not a curated record
AUGCUUCUCAGCAGAAUUUGCGUUUUCCUUUUGUGCUUUAUUAAUUGUUCCUUUUCCAAAAUUUCUUGGCCACAUUCAACGUCUGACUUCAGCUUGGAGGGAGAUUAUUUAUUGGGUGGCCUUUUUGCUUUACAUGAAAUUGACCAAGUGACAUCGAUUUUCACCCCAGAGACCACUGAAUGUUUCAGGCACAGUACCUCCACGUCUGGUUAUCAGAUGUUGCAAGUGAUGAGGUUUGCUGUUGAGGAGAUUAAUAACUCUACAACUCUUCUGCCCAAUGUUUCUCUGGGCUAUGACAUUUUUGACCAUUGUUCUAAUACAAAGAAUUUCCUUUCAAUCUUAAGUUUUGUCUCAAAGAAUGGCUCAAUAAAACCCAAAGAAAAGCUCAACAACUAUCAGCCUAAAGUGAUUGCUUUAACAGGGCCAUAUGGAAGCACAAGAACUAUUACUAUUGCACCAUUAAUCACAAUGGGCCUUAUACCAUUGGUGAAUUAUGGAGCUUCUAGCUAUGCAUUAAGCAAUAAAAUGCAGUAUCCUUCCUUUCUAAGAACAGUCCCUAGCAACAAAGACAUGAUAGAGAUGAUUAUUCACAUCAUACGGUGGUUUGGAUGGAACUGGGUUGCCUUUCUUGGUAGCCAAGACAGUUACAGUUCAGAUGGACUAAAGCUGUUUAACAAGUAUAUAAGCAAUACUGGCAUUUGUUUGGCCUAUCAAGAGGGUCUGAGCUUACAUGCAAACUACAGUCAAACGCUUAAAAAGAUUGAUAUGCUCAACAUCAAUGUCAUUGUUGUUUUCGCUGUACCACAAUAUGCAGUCAACAUAAUCAAAACUGCCAUAGUGGAGAAUAUCCGAGACAAAGUAUGGAUUGCGAGUGAAACUUGGGCUAUGAAUCAACAGCUUCCUAGAGAGCCGGGAAUUGGGAAAAUUGGAACAGUCAUUGGCAUUACAGAGAGAUUGUUGUCAUUACCAGGAUUUGAUAAAUUCAUCUAUAAAGACAGGAGAAUUAAUGGAUAUAGCACUGAGAGUAAUGUCCAGAGUAAGAAUAAGACAUGCAAUCAAGUUUGUGAUUACUGCCCACUGUUGACCGCCGAGGAGAUUAUAAACGAAAAUCCCUCAUUCUCCUUCGCCAUCUACGCUGCCAUAUAUACCAUAGCUCAUGCAUUACAUAACGUUCUGCAGUGUGAUAUGAAUGUAUGCCCAAAAAACCCAAAGGCCAAGCCAUACAUGUUAAAGGUUCCUUUCUCAAACUGCUCUGUUGAGUGUAAGCCGGGAUAUUCAAGGAAACCUGAAGGUUUUCAUAGCUGCUGCUUUACCUGUACAAAAUGCCCACGUAACAGCUAUGUGGACUAUUCUCGGGACCCCUAUACCUGUUUUCCAUGUUUAGAGAGCGAAUGGUCUGAUGAGGGCAGCACAGCAUGUAAGACACGUAUUGUUGUCUAUCUUGAGUUUGCAGAAAUUUCCUCCAUCAUUGUCAUGCUUUCUGCCACAUGCCUAAUUAUUCUCCUUAUUGCUAUACUUUGCCUUUUUGCCUACAACUUCAACACACCAGUGGUAAAGUCUGCUGGUGGCAGCAUGUGUCUCCUUAUGUUAAUGUGUUUGAUUAUGUCUAGUAUAAGUGUGUUCUUUUUCUUUGGAAAACCCACAUUUGUAUUUUGCCUCCUGAGAAAUGCCAUAUUUGCAUUUUUCUUCACAAUCUGUAUUUCCUGUUUGACUGUCCGUUCCUUUCAAAUUAUUUGUGUUUUUAAAAUGGCUGCUCAGUUCCCUAAGCUGCACAGCCUUUGGGUAAAGCACAACGGACAGUGGCUCUUCAUUAAUUACACCCAGACCAUUAGUAGGACUUAG